GUACUAAAUGAUACUAUCAGAAAUCACCACCUCCAAAAGCCAAAAAAAACCUAAUCAACUUUUCAAUUUUUUCUUGACGCGUGUUUUCUUCACUUUUUCACUCAGAGUGGUCGAUUUUCUACGUAAUUUUGGCACAAAUUACGACUUUUCAUCAUGGGAAAACCGAAGGGAAUCCGUACCGCUCGUAAACACGUAAACCACCGCAGAGAACAACGUUGGGCUGACAAAGAUUACAAAAAAGCUCACUUAGGAACUCGUUGGAAAGCUAAUCCUUUCGGUGGAGCUUCUCACGCUAAAGGAAUCGUUUUAGAAAAAGUCGGUGUCGAAGCUAAACAGCCUAAUUCUGCUAUUCGUAAAUGUGUCAGAGUCCAGUUAAUCAAAAAUGGUAAAAAGAUCACCGCUUUCGUACCUCGUGACGGUUGUUUAAAUUACAUCGAAGAAAACGACGAAGUAUUAGUAGCUGGUUUCGGACGUAAAGGUCACGCCGUCGGUGAUAUUCCAGGUGUACGUUUCAAAGUUGUCAAGGUAGCCAACGUAUCUUUACUAGCUUUGUAUAAAGAAAAGAAGGAAAGACCUAGAUCGUAACGUAUUGUACGUUUUUAUAUAUAUUAAAUAAAAUGUUUUUAUAAACGUA
Messenger RNA from Planococcus citri (citrus mealybug), 634 nucleotides. RefSeq names its product small ribosomal subunit protein uS12. Gene Ontology annotation, molecular function: structural constituent of ribosome. The coding region runs from base 154 to 585 and encodes 143 amino acids. Gene Ontology annotation, cellular component: ribosome; cytosolic small ribosomal subunit. The transcript is spliced from 4 exons. NCBI's taxonomy places the organism in Eukaryota, Metazoa, Arthropoda, Insecta, Hemiptera, Pseudococcidae. The record is from RefSeq and is a predicted model, not a curated record. Gene Ontology annotation, biological process: translation.